CUCUCACCUGCCUGCAGGCUGCAUCCUACUACUGCAACAAGCUGGGGUUCGAGGAGCUGGCGUACCGGGGACUGGAGACCGGCAGCAGGGAGGUGGUCUCACACGCCAUCAAGCAGGACAAGAUCGUGUUUGUUCUCUCGUCCGCUCUCAACCCAGGGAACGAGGAGAUGGGGGAGCACCUGGUGAAGCACGGUGAUGGGGUGAAGGACAUCGCCUUCGAAGUGGAGGACUGCGACUUCAUUGUGCAGAAAGCCAAGGAGCGUGGAGCCGUGGUGGUGAAGGAGCCCUGGGUGGAGGAGGACAAAUUCGGGAAGGUGAAGUUUGCAGUGAUCCAGACGUACGGUGACACCACCCACACCUUGAUAGAAAAGCUCAACUACAAGGGCCUCUUCCUACCUGGGUACCACCCGCCCCUCUUCAAGGACCCCCUGCUGCCAAAGCUACCGAGCACCAAGCUCAACUUCAUCGACCAUGUCGUGGGGAACCAGCCUGACCUGCAGAUGGUCCCAGUGGCAGACUGGUACCAGAAGAACCUGCUCUUCCACCGCUUCUGGUCCGUGGAUGACAAGCAGCUGCACACUGAGUUCAGUGCCCUGCGCUCCAUCGUGGUCACCAACUACGAAGAGACCAUUAAGAUGCCCAUCAACGAGCCGGCGCUUGGCAAGAAGAAAUCCCAGAUUCAGGAAUAUAUCGACUACUACGGAGGGGCUGGAGUCCAGCACAUCGCGCUGAACACCUCCGACAUCAUCUCAGCGAUCACCAGCCUGAAGCAGCGGGGCAUGCAGUUCAUGGAUGUGCCGUCCAGCUACUACCAGGUGCUGCAGGAGAGGCUGAAAACUGCCAAAAUCAAAGUGAAGGAGAAUAUUGACAAGCUGGCGGAACUGAAAAUCCUGGUGGAUUUUGAUGAGAAAGGCUAUUUGCUCCAGAUCUUCACCAAACCAGUUCAAGAUAGACCCACGGUCUUUCUGGAGGUUAUCCAGCGGCACAACCACCAGGGCUUCGGCGCCGGGAACUUCAAGUCUCUGUUUGAAGCGAUAGAAAUGGAUCAAGACGCAAGAGGAAACCUGACCGUCCUGGAGCCCAAUGGGGAGACCAAGCGCAUCUAGAGGAUGGCAGAAAACGCCGCCCUCGCCCCUAACGAGCCAAUUCACAAACAAACUGGGAAACAGCCGAUGGUAAAUAGCCCAGACCUAAGUGUCAUAAACCCAGGGAAGCUGCUGCCAAGUUGGAGAUGUAAAAGAACUCAACACCUCUCCCGACCCAGCCCCAGCGCUGCCCUCCGGUGACUUCUUGGGAGAGGGAGCAUGGGAAAUAGCAAACACGCUCUUAAAAAGCAGUUCAAUCUGAUCCAAACCACCGAAUUCUUAACAAAGGGCAGAUUUAAGGCAUGUGCCAAAGACACGCAGCUAUGGAGGAAGACAGAAGAAACAACUGGGAGUGCUUAAAUUUAGUCUAUCGAAAGUUUUCUGUUAAUUUUAGCUACGUGGCAAGCUGGGAGAGGAAAGCACGGAGGCGUUUGCCUCUCUGUGCGUCUCAUUUUGUAAGAUUUUAUUUUAAUUGCUUUUAGACUCAAUCUUGAAUUUGAAUUUGCUGAGAUUAAACACAUUGUUUUAGGGUAGCUACAACAUUCUGGAAUAAGAAUCGAAUUUACGUAUUUCAGCCUUCCCAAGGCAACGCAGUCUUGCUCCAAUACCUGUAAAUUCCUGAAUUAAUGAAGGGUUGGGGUUUCUCCCGUGUUUCAAGAAGUAAUUGCUGGCAUUGGCAGCGAUUCCUUGGCUCAGAUCCCGGCUGCAUGUGCAAAGUCCCCUCUGGGCAUCACUCUGGUGUUGUCACUGUCCUUUGCAAGGGGACUUUCCUCACUGACACAAUAAAACCCUUUUCUGUCA
Messenger RNA from Gymnogyps californianus (California condor), 1886 nucleotides. It is a transcript of the gene HPD, whose product is annotated as 4-hydroxyphenylpyruvate dioxygenase. Gene Ontology annotation, biological process: L-tyrosine catabolic process. The transcript has 11 exons. Bases 168 to 1106 code for a protein of 312 amino acids. Lineage: Eukaryota; Metazoa; Chordata; Aves; Accipitriformes; Cathartidae. Gene Ontology annotation, cellular component: endoplasmic reticulum membrane; Golgi membrane. Gene Ontology annotation, molecular function: 4-hydroxyphenylpyruvate dioxygenase activity. The record is from RefSeq and is a predicted model, not a curated record.